GGCCUGCGAUAACGUAGGGCGGGCGGAUAGUGUCAGUAUCGAGGUAGCGGGCGAACUUUGCUAACGCCUGUACAAUUGUGUGUAGGGGUGAGUGUUGUGAGUGUACUGUGCGAACUUUUGCGGAUGUUUUGAUAAUACACGAUAAAUCCUCAAGCACAAGACAAUGUUCACAAAAAGCAGAUUCUACACAUCAGUCUCUAUACAUAGAGUUCAAAGUUAAAACAAGGACGUUAUCUAAAUAUUAUUUACCAAAUAAGAUAGGAUAUAUAAACUGUAAAAAUGGACAUUCUGCCAGAGAAACUAUCGGGGCCCGGAGGAGCUUCCCAGAAGAACUGGAGCCAUUGGAACGCUACAGAGGAAAUGCCUUUGGAGAUGCAAUUCAACCAUGGCCACAUGGUCUCCAUAACAGUUUAUAGUGUGUUGAUGAUGAUAUCGGCGACGGGGAAUUUGACAGUGCUGUCUCAAUUGGUAAAGAGGAAGAGAAUGGGUCGGGCGAGUCGACUGGACGUGUUACUCAUGCAUUUGGCAGUGGCUGACCUUAUGGUGACAUUCCUGAUGAUGCCGCUGGAGAUAGCGUGGGCAGGCACCGUGCAGUGGCUGGCGGGCGACCUCAUGUGCCGCCUGAUGAUGUUCACGCGCACCUUCGGCCUCUACCUGUCCAGCUUCGUGCUCAUCUGCAUAGCGAUCGACAGAUACUACGCUAUUCUCAAGCCACUGAAUGUCACUUGGGAGGCGAGAGUCAGGCGGGCUCUCACUAUCGCCUGGGUCUGCGCUGCGUUAGCCAGCCUGCCGCAGAGUUUCAUAUUCCACUUGGGAGAACACCCUGAUGUUAGAGGGUACUUCCAGUGCGUGUCGUACGGAUCGCUGCCGACGCCGCGACACGAGCUGGCGUACUUUCUGCUGAACAUGGUGCUGAUGUACCUCGCACCGCUCAUCUCCACCCUGUACUGCUCUUCAGCCGCACUGCUGGAGAUCAUGCGGCGAGCUAACACCGCUAAUGAUAAAAUGCGCCGCAGCGGAGUGGGAAUCCUCGGGCGGGCGAAGGCCAGAACACUCAAGAUGUCCGUCACUAUUGUACUAGUUUUCUUUACCUGCUGGUCACCCUAUUACUUGUACUGUAUUUGGUACUGGAUAGACCAAGACACGGUGAAGAGCCAAGACCCCGCGUUGCAGAGAGCUAUAUGGUUGUUCUCGUGCACAAACUCCUGCGCCAACCCCAUAGUCUACGGCGUGUUCAACAGAAACCGGUGGACGUGGCGCACUGGACACAAUGCGCGGUGUCGAAACGGCUGGCGAAGAGGUUCAAGAUUCCCUCACGGCGAUUCAAUGGAGAUAUCAGCUGCUACUUUAGCACGUGCGAAGAAUUCAUUCCAAGAUCGGCACCUCAGAAGGGAUUCCGCUUUCGUUCAUAACAGUUCACAAAAACAAAUAUUGAAUAAUAACAAUAAUGUACAUGGAAUUGUUUAAGUGGUGAACUGUGUAACGGAAUACGCAACCAAAAAGUGACGUUAAUAUACUAGUUAUAGCAGUAGUUUUAUAUCGUUUACUGAAAUGGCAACAUUGUGGAAACAGGACUCUAAUGUUAUAAAUUCAAUAAGUAAAAACGUCAUUUGAUUACAUUCAAUAAUCAAAUAAUCUGUUAAUGAAUUAGUGAUUUAGAGACAUAAUAUGAGUUAGCCCUUUUACAGAGCCAUAGUUUGGCGCGUGUUUUUCAUUCUUUCAUUGAUAGGCGCGCGGGCCUUUGGAGAUAGGCGAUAAGCUUUGAAUACUAGGUAUUUAAGCCUUUCCAACAAUUUUCAUAUUAUUCAACAAAAAAACUUAUGUUUCAAUUAUACCUAUAUAAAAAAUCUCUCUAUAGAAUGUUACGUUAACAAUAAUAUUUCAAAGAGAGCUUUAAAGAUCUUUAUACAUAUCUAUACUGUAGUAAUUAAUCUAGAUGUAGAUUUUUUUUUGUUUUUGUACAUAGUUGUUGAUAGUUUCAAUUUGUGAUACGAUACCAAAUAAUGAGGAGUGGAGUUAUAGUUAAAGCUAUAUGCUGUAAAUAUUUAAUUCGAUUGCGAAUUAUUUCGGUAUUUUAUAGCAAUAUUCCAAAAUUAUGUUUAUGUCAUAUAAAAAUAUCUAAGUAAAUGUAGAUACUCAAAUAUUAAUUUUAAGUGUUAUAGUCAAAACUGAAUGUGACAUUCCCUAAUAUAAGUUACUUAUUUAACGAAAUUCCUUUUAAGUUUUUUUUCAUUUUGCAAUUUAUUUUUACUUGCAAGUUUCUUACAGUGAUUACUUAAUCAAUUAAAAACCGCCAAAAACGAAAAUACCGUACGAGUGUGUAUAAUAUUUUUUAAAUGGUUGACAUGAAAAUAUAUACACAUUUAAAUAAAUAAAUUGUGGCAGCUUAUAGUGAUGUACAGCACUCUUGUCGAUUAAUACCUAAUCCAUACAAAUUACGUUAAUAGACUUAUCAAUGAACGUACCAAAACUAUGCCGCGGUUUGUUGGUUAAUAUAAUAUAUAUAACUAGUAAGUGUACACCAUUGUCUCAUGUCUACAUGUUUAAAGCCAUAUAAGGAUUUUUUCGUUAUUUUUAAAACGUUUGUCUGCUAACCUGGUGGUGAAAACAUAAGAAAACAUUCAGAAACAUCAUUGUUGGCAAUAAACUAGACACUUAUAGUCAGACUUUGACUUCCUUUUGGCUUUUUAUUAUUUUGUUUUUUUUAGUGUAAUAUGGUCGCUGGCUGUGAAGUGAUAAGAAACUCGGUUAAAAUAGAAAAACGAAAUGAAGUUUUGUACCUACUUAUUGAUAUAGAGAUUAAGCAGAAAAAAUCAAGAUAACUUAAAUAAUAAAAGAUUAAUAUCUUCA
This is a messenger RNA of Bicyclus anynana (squinting bush brown), 2850 nucleotides long. RefSeq names its product adipokinetic hormone/corazonin-related peptide receptor variant I (gene AkhR). The coding region runs from base 280 to 1467 and encodes 395 amino acids. Gene Ontology annotation, molecular function: adipokinetic hormone receptor activity; G protein-coupled receptor activity; peptide binding. Gene Ontology annotation, cellular component: membrane. The record is from RefSeq and is a predicted model, not a curated record. Gene Ontology annotation, biological process: G protein-coupled receptor signaling pathway. The transcript has 8 exons. NCBI's taxonomy places the organism in Eukaryota, Metazoa, Arthropoda, Insecta, Lepidoptera, Nymphalidae.